CCUCCACGUCGGUCACAAUCCACAUCCCAAAAUGCCCUCAGAAGAGACAAAAGAGAGAAUCAUCAAGGCCGUUGACCUGGCACGCAUUGUUGUCCACUAUGGCUGGAUUCCGUUCAUUAUCUACGUUGGCUACACGAGGAGCAAUCCCCAGCCGUCGCUGAUCAAGCUUAUCAGCCCACUUGCAUAAUCACGCCCGUAUACUUGUAUACUUAGUACGCACGACACCUUAAUUCGAGCUCCAUU
Dichomitus squalens LYAD-421 SS1 is the source of this 243-nucleotide messenger RNA. RefSeq names its product Tom7-domain-containing protein. Gene Ontology annotation, cellular component: mitochondrial outer membrane; mitochondrial outer membrane translocase complex. The coding region runs from base 32 to 187 and encodes 51 amino acids. The record is from RefSeq and is a predicted model, not a curated record. Gene Ontology annotation, biological process: protein import into mitochondrial matrix; protein insertion into mitochondrial outer membrane. Lineage: Eukaryota; Fungi; Basidiomycota; Agaricomycetes; Polyporales; Polyporaceae. The transcript has 4 exons.